GGAAUUACUUUGCACUACCUUGAUGUUAAAAAUAGAACCGCUUAUUACAAACUUAUUAGAGGAGCAUGACAAUUUUUACAUUUUGGCGUCACAAAAACGACGAGCCUUGGCGUAUAUGUUCAUUUACGUUCCACAGAGUUUGCAGAGCACAACCUCUGAGUAAAAAUGGAUUUCGAUGGUCAUUUAUGCGACUGUGAAGUUGAACAUUGAAAAUUGAACGUAUAAUUACUCAUUGUUAUUUCGCUCUCUAACGGUCUGUUCAAGAUGUCUGUUCUAAUCAAAGCUUGCCUCGUUUGCGCUCAUGGUGACGCGCACGAAACAAGCCGGCUUUGUUCCACGAGGUGCGGCGGUUUGUCGCAAGAAACAGUGUUUAUUCUACUUGGACCGCGGAAGGAACUGGCCACCUGACGUAAUCACGCCGAGAGGAACCGGUGAAUAAUCCAAAUCACACGUAUUUGACGAUUUGGAAAUUAGUCCUUGAAUGGUACUAGUUAAAAAAUUGUUAAUCUGUUAGUAUAUAGAAUCAGUGAACAAUUUAUUUAAUAAACUGGAGUGAUGUGUUUAUGACCAAGUAUGUAUAAAUUUUCCAUAUUGUAAAAGAAGAAUUCUUGAUAAUACUUUGAACGAAACGCGAGCAGUAGGUGAUUCUAAUCAUGUUACGUAAUCGUGGAAACACCUGCACGAUUUUCCUCGAAUGAUUAUAGCAGGUGUUACAAUUUGUGUCUUAGUAUAUCGUAUAAUCUGAUAAUUCACGAUUUCAUUCUCAUAGGGCAUGAAUCAAAUAAAUCAAAGAAUUAUCCAUUUCAUUCAAUUAUUAUUAUCACUAUUGUCAUCGUGAGUUUUAGUAAUAGAUACUAUUAAGAAUCAUUGAUUCCUAAUCUGAUAAAGACAUUAGUAAUAGUACUUACAAGUAAAAAUUCCUGGAAUAGAUAUAAUGAAUGUUUCGGUACAAGUUUUAAUUUAUUUUACAAGUUAGUAUUUAAUUAAUAAAUAGACUAGAACACUUUCUCGAUCCUUCAUUUCGAGAUACUGAACAAAGCUAAAAAUCAGAUUAGUGAUAAUAAUAUUAUCUGAUAAGAAGUCUUUUUGGGGUUGAGGAAUAUUUAAAGGAUCCAGCGACGAGCGAUGACUGCGAAGAAAGAAGUAUACCACUGUGGAAGAUCGAUCAGACUUUAUCCAUACAAGUGUUAUUGAUCAUAAAAUUGACGUCUUGCAGAAAGAUAUCCAGUUCUUGAAAGAAGUUCAUCUUGAUUUGAUCAAGGUUCAAGAUUCGUAAAUAAAUGAGAAACUUCGUCGAAAAAUAGGAAGGGAACUAAUCUCGUGGGAUCGACGAUGAAUAUCUGAAGAUAAAUAGUUUUUAUCAACGGGCGUCGCGAUACCAGAACACAGUCAGUGGCAUUUCCAAUCGAUAGAUAGUAUCCUUUAACAUCGACUACGAGCUGCGAGUCAGUCAGCGUUCCCCUUGCCAUUGUCAGACCGAUACUCUUGAGUGAUAGAUCGAUCCAAUACGAAUAGCAAAUGAGAAAGAAAAUUACGUCGAGAGAAUACAAAUAGCAAUUCGCGACUGGCAAUUCCAUUUACUUGGAAAACAGUUUCCGAUAAUUGGAUGCGAAUUCCAUUUGUCUGUUUGACAAUUUCUAUUGAGCGAAAGAAAUUUAGUACUUGUUGUUACAGGGACAGUUAUAUAGUGUUGUGAUAAGUGGCAUUCUACUGAAAUCCGUCGAGGAGAGGUAAAAUGCAAAAGACGCUGUUGGAUUUAAUAUAAAAGUCGAUACACCGAGUACAGAUUCUUCGAAGUAAAAUGACACCCGACAAGGAACGCGUUACACCCACGGUGUACAAUGCGUUGGACGAAGAGGUCAAACAGAAUGGGUCGAAGGAUAGUAAAUUGACGGAAACGGAAGACUUUUUGGUAGUGGAUAAAACUUAUCGUGCUGGCAAUAGUACGGAAUACGUGCCUCGUAUCGCGUGGCCAGAUCUAAUGGCACAAGUCUUCCUUCACGUUGGCUUUAUUUAUGGAUUUUACCUUAUCUUCACAGAAGCUAAGCUCUUUACCACUCUCUGGGCGUUCUUUAUUGUAUACACGUCCGGAUUUGGCAUAACCGCAGGAGCGCAUCGAUUAUGGUCCCACAGAGCGUACAAAGCGAAGUGGCCUCUUCGCUUAUUCCUCAUAUUCUUGUUCACCAUCACCGGCCAAAAGCACGUGUACGCAUGGGCGUUGGAUCACAGAGUGCACCACAAAUACAGCGAAACCGACGCGGAUCCUCAUAACGUGAAACGAGGUUUCUUCUUCGCCCACGUUGGCUGGUUACUCGUCACGCCGCAUCCGGAAGUAGUUAAAAAACGAAAAGCGGUGGAUAUGAGCGAUUUGGAAGCCGACUCGAUCGUCAUGUGGCAGAAAAGACUCUACAUUCCUCUAUUCGCCCUGUUAGCUAUUGGAUUUCCGGUAGCCGUGCCUUGUUACUUUUGGUCGGAAUCCGUCUGGACGUCAUUUUGGGUGAACUUCAAUUUCCGUUUUUGUGUCACGCUUAACAUAGCGUUCUUUGUGAACAGCGCGGCGCACAUGUGGGGUCAACGACCUUACGACAAGUAUAUUUCUUCGGUGGAGAAUCUGGCGGUGUCGAUAGCAGCCCUCGGCGAGGGCUGGCACAACUUUCACCACGUCUUCCCGUGGGACUACAAGACCGGUGAGCUCGGCAAUUACAAGUUGAAUCCGACCACUGGCCUUAUCGAUGCGUUCGCGCGGAUUGGCUGGGCGUACGAUCGGAAGUUCGUGUCACCGACGAUGGUCAAGCGCAGGGCGGAUCGAACCGGCGACGGCAGCCACGUAUGGGGAUACGGUGACGCAGACAUACCUACCGAAGAUCUCCAAGAACUGGAAUUGAUGGACAAAAAGGGUCGGUGAACGGAAAGAUUCUGUCCCUCUGAUACCGUUUCAGUAUCCUUACUUUCCUGGUAUUAACGGAACGUGUUAAGAAAGUAUCUAAACGGACAACGUGUGCUUGUGAAGCUGUCUUGUGAUAUAUUAUAGUUCAUUGUGCCCUCGUGUAAAUGUAUUUUGGAAGGUUGAAAUCGAUUCGAGUUCCUCGGAAUUUAAUUCAGGGGAUGAAUACUAUCCGGUGUCUAAUUAUUAUUGAAUUAUUGUACAUUUGUAUGAGAAUGAUUCAUUAUAGAUGUAUGUAUAUUUCUUUUAAUGAUACUUUACUCUUUCGAACAUCCAAUUUUCUAUGAAUGUAAUUUAUGAACUGUAAGCAUGAGACUAUUUAUUACUACUGUCUGUAUGUCUACACUUAUUUGUUGUAAAAUAAUGAUUUACAAAGUGCAUUCGGUAUCGUUUCACCGAACGCUUUUAUGUACAUACCACUGAAACGUCAAAUAGCAGACAACAAAGGAACAGGAAUGACGUUACAAUAUAAAAUUAUAUUUUCUUGCA
Ceratina calcarata is the source of this 3433-nucleotide messenger RNA. RefSeq names its product acyl-CoA Delta(11) desaturase. The record is from RefSeq and is a predicted model, not a curated record. Gene Ontology annotation, biological process: unsaturated fatty acid biosynthetic process. The transcript is spliced from 7 exons. Bases 1802 to 2905 code for a protein of 367 amino acids. Gene Ontology annotation, cellular component: endoplasmic reticulum membrane. Lineage: Eukaryota; Metazoa; Arthropoda; Insecta; Hymenoptera; Apidae. Gene Ontology annotation, molecular function: iron ion binding; stearoyl-CoA 9-desaturase activity.